CAUCAACUGGUGUCUUUGUGGUGGUGGUCCUCUUCUCCAUCCGGGACAAUCCAGUUCAGUUCGGUUCGGUUCGUCCUCACCCGGCCAACCACACCGUCCUCCGGCUGCCGCGCGAGAGAGCUAGCAAGUGCGAGUGGGCAUGGACCGAUACGGCGAGAAGCAGCAGCAGCAGCUGUUUGCCUCCUACGAGGACGCCUCCCUCCUAGUAGCAGGCAGCGGUGGGGCGCAGGAGGAGAGGCCGAGAGCGCGGAAGAGGCGGCGGCGUGCGGCGAGGUGCGGCGGCGGGGGAGGGGGCGGUGGUGAGGUGGAUGGAGGAGGUGACCCGAAGAAGCGGCGGCUGAGCGACGACCAGGUGGAGAUGCUGGAGCUUAGCUUCCGGGAGGAGCGGAAGCUGGAGACCGGGCGGAAGGUGCACCUCGCCGCCGAGCUCGGGCUCGACCCCAAGCAGGUGGCCGUCUGGUUCCAGAACCGCCGCGCCCGCCACAAGAGCAAGCUGCUCGAGGAGGAGUUCACCAAGCUCAAGCAGGCCCACGACUCCGCCAUCCUCCACAAAUGCCACCUCGAGAACGAGGUGCUGAGGCUGAAGGAGCGGCUGGUGGUCGCCGAGGAGGAAGUGCGGCGGCUCAGAUCAGCGGGGACGACGAGCCACACGGCUUCCGCAGAAGGCGGAGACCUCGUCGGCCGUGGCGUCGUCUGCGCCGGGAGCCCGAGCUCGUCGUUCUCGACGGGUACCUGCCAGCCUCCCGGCGUCGGCGGCGGAGAUCACCUCGGAGACGAUGACCUGAUGUAUGUGCCGGAGUACGGCUACGCUGAUAACAGUGUGGUUGAGUGGUUCAGCCUGUAUGGAUUGAUCUGAAAAGAGGUUGGAUCGGUGAUGGCAUGGCAUGUGCGAAUUUUUAGUUAGUCAUAGUGUUAAUUAAGCUGUGGUGAACUGAUGGUCAUCUCUAAGUGUGUGUUUAAUUAUGUACAUAGAUUAAGUGAUUAAUGGCAAAACUAGCCAUCUAGCUAGCAUGUAUUACUAUUGGUUAUCUCCAAAAAUCAGAUGUGUGU
Oryza brachyantha (malo sina) is the source of this 1050-nucleotide messenger RNA. RefSeq names its product homeobox-leucine zipper protein HOX14. Bases 140 to 856 code for a protein of 238 amino acids. Gene Ontology annotation, biological process: positive regulation of DNA-templated transcription. The record is from RefSeq and is a predicted model, not a curated record. NCBI's taxonomy places the organism in Eukaryota, Viridiplantae, Streptophyta, Magnoliopsida, Poales, Poaceae. Gene Ontology annotation, molecular function: sequence-specific DNA binding; DNA-binding transcription factor activity, RNA polymerase II-specific. Gene Ontology annotation, cellular component: nucleus. The transcript is spliced from 3 exons.